Molecule: messenger RNA, 2737 nt
Organism: Tympanuchus pallidicinctus (lesser prairie-chicken)
Lineage: Eukaryota; Metazoa; Chordata; Aves; Galliformes; Phasianidae
Gene: RAB6A
Product: RAB6A, member RAS oncogene family
Exons: 8
Coding region: 262-888 (208 amino acids)
Molecular function (GO): GTP binding; GTPase activity
Source: RefSeq, a predicted model, not a curated record
CGGCGGCGGUGUGAGGCGAGGCGGCGCGGCGGACCGAGCCCGGCCCUGAGGGGAGCGGCAGCGGCAGCGGCACGACGCGAUCCGUCGCCGUCCACCUCCCCGAGCCCGGCCGGGGGAGCGAUCCCACGGCCCUACCCGCAUCCUGAGGGGAGGAAGUAGGGCAAGAAAAAAAAAAAAAAAAAAAAAAGAGAGGAAAAUUCGCGGAUCCCAACCGCGUGGAGUGGAGCGAAAGCCAGCGAGCGGGGCGGCGGUACCAUCAUCAUGUCGGCGGGCGGGGACUUCGGCAACCCGCUGCGGAAAUUCAAGCUGGUGUUCCUGGGAGAGCAGAGCGUGGGGAAGACUUCCUUGAUCACCAGGUUCAUGUAUGACAGCUUUGACAACACCUACCAGGCCACAAUUGGCAUUGACUUCUUAUCGAAAACCAUGUAUUUGGAGGAUCGAACAGUACGGUUGCAAUUAUGGGACACAGCAGGUCAAGAACGGUUCAGGAGCUUGAUUCCUAGCUACAUUCGUGACUCCACUGUUGCAGUUGUUGUUUAUGAUAUCACAAAUGUCAACUCGUUCCAGCAAACCACAAAAUGGAUCGACGAUGUCAGAACGGAACGGGGCAGCGAUGUCAUCAUUAUGCUGGUGGGAAAUAAAACAGAUCUAGCAGAUAAGAGGCAAGUGUCCAUUGAGGAAGGAGAAAGAAAAGCCAAAGAGCUGAAUGUAAUGUUCAUUGAAACUAGUGCGAAAGCAGGAUACAAUGUAAAACAGCUUUUCCGACGCGUGGCAGCUGCCUUGCCUGGAAUGGAAAGCACACAAGACAAAAGUAGAGAAGACAUGAUUGACAUCAAACUGGAAAAGCCUCAAGAGCAGCCUGUCAGUGAAGGAGGCUGCUCCUGCUAAUACCGCGUGGCUUCUGACUUCCUCCAGAACAUCACUGCUUUCCCUCCCUUUACUCUUCAUUGACUGCAGUGUGAAUAUUGGCUUGAACCUUCCCCUUUCAGUAAUAAGUAUUGCAGUUCAUCAUCGCUGGCUGUCUCGUGGAGAUGAUCUAUUAGCUUCACAAGCACACACACACACACACACACAAAGAAAAUGUCGGUGUCUUCAUUAUUUAUAAGAAAAAGAGGAAAAAAAAAAAAGCCAAAAUAUUCCGGCGUAUUCUAGUUAUAACUUAAAAAGACCAAAAAAAAAAAAAAAGACAAAAAAAAAGAAAAAACCCACCAAAAAAAAAAAGAAAAAGCAAAGAAAAAAUAGGUACAAUUUCUUAAUAUUUGUUCCUUUUUUUAAUAUGUUACGAUACUGCACUUUGAAAUGAUGGAACCCCGAGCAAGUUUGGAGUUGGACAUAGGUGAGAUGUACGUGCAGAAGGGCGCUGCCAACCGUCCCUGCAGCGUCUGCCCCUGUGGGGGGAGCAGAGGAGAGAGCUCCAGUGCUGCCCUUGCCCUGCAGUCACACGGCUGGUGGCUUAAAGCUGAGCUCCUGUGCUUGGAGCAGAGGUAGCACAGGUAGUUUGCAGAGGGGUUGGAGCGUGGGGUCUUGUGAGGGGGGGAUGAUGGGAAGCAGAAGGAUCUGGGGGAUGGGAGGGAUGUGUGCGCGUUAGCAAAACGCUCGCAGGGAGCGAGGAGAUGUGAGAGGAGCUUGAGAUGGCUUUGAAGAAGCGUUUUUUCCUUUUACGUAGAAGAAGAAGAAGAAAAGAAGAAGGAACGAAGCGGUGGCUGCGCGGAGAGGUGGGAGCGUGGCAUUGCAGCCGCUGGGAGGACGUCAGCGUGGCGUUUCCAUGGUUAAGAAAGGGGAGGUUUGGAAAGGAAAGCUGCCUGAGCUGAUGGGGACGUGGGAGUUGGGCAGGAGGAAGGAGCGGAGGCGGCCUUCCCAGGCCGUGAGGGAGGGCGGCGGGCACGGCCGUACUGCAGUGGGGUCUCAUGGGGGUCCCACGGGGAGCCAGAGGGGCAGAGAGGUGGGUGGGAUGGAAGCCAACUUAAGGCGAUGCAGACGGAUGCCUUUAUUUUUUAGCUUUUUAUUUUUUAUGUUGGGUCUUCCAGUUGGGUUAGUUCUGGUUUCUUUUUUUUGCAUAGAGCUGUAGAGGUUGGUUCGAUCCGAGUCGCUUCGUUUUCUGUUGAACUAGGCUUCUAAUUAACCGUUCCUCUUUGAUAUUUAUUUCUCUGCUUAAUUUUUUUUAAACUCUUUUGGGUAAUUUUGGUGGUAUUUUUGCAAAGGGGUCUGUGUAGAGCUUUGCUGAUGGGGCGAGAUGCAUCUACCCGAGAAACACGGACGGAACACACUAGAAGUGCACCCUUUUACUCUUUACUAGUCAUUGUGAAGUUGCUGUGUCAGUUAAUAAACACAACUGUAAAUACAUUGUUUGCUGGGCGAAUAAGGCUGAGAUCCAGUGCAGGAAGGGGUUCUUGAGUCUGCGUUGCAUUGCUGCUCGCCAGCAGCUGCACAUCCGGGCGCCUCUUGGUUCUCCUCUGCCCUGAAAUAAGGAAGGGAACCACCCUCACCACCCCGUGCACCAGCAGUGGCUGUAACCUCCUGGGCUUCUCCAUUCCCAGUGCCAGGCUCGUGCCCUGCCCUGGCUCUCUAGCAACUCUGCACAACAAGAACUUCAAAGGCAGAAUGAGCUGUAAAGUGCUUUUAUAAUGCGAUAUCAGAGGCAAGGUUUUUUUUUGGUUUCGUUUUGUUUUGUUGUUUGUUUCUUUUUUUUUUUUUAACGUGGCAUGUCUUGAAAUAAACAUCAAUGAUACGUGACAAA